CCCUGCCCCACUCGCCCCAAACACCCUCCUCGGGGUCCCACCGCGCUGGGGGGCCAGCAGUGACCCAUUUCCCGGGACAGGGGCACUCGGUGGCCUGGGGACACGUGGCUUUACAGUCAGGGGAGCAGCUUGGUCAGCCCCACCACGGUAUUUUUAACAGGUGACAGCGGGGCGAAAGUAGCCAGCCCUGAGUGAGCUUGGGGGCUAUUUUGGGCGGGCAGGAGCCGGGGCAGCUGCCGGAGCCGUGGCCCCGUGGCAGCCGGGAUCCUCGGGCCAGCAGGAGAGGUCAGCUGCCACUACCCAAAUUCUCAACGGCUGUUUCAUCCUCUCCAAAAUACUCGGCUGACAGGGCAGGACUUGCAAAACACACCCCCCUCCUCUGAAAUCCAUAUAAAUAGUACUCGCCCAACGGCUGGAAGGUUAGAGAAGUUUCUGGGCUCCAGGCUCAGGCAUUUAUUGCAGCUCUCACCCAGGAGCAGCAGGGAAAGUUACACAUAAAGUGCCAGAGAGUGAGAAGUGAGAGAGGAGCUUUUAAACCUCAGGAUAUUUGGUUUUAUUACUUUUUUUUUCUUCUCUCCUGACAAGAAGUUUUAUUUUCCUCUCCCCAGUCCUGGGAUCACAGCCAGACAGGAAGCGUUUUCUCGCGGCCAGAGAGCUCCCUCCGUCCUUCCUGCGCUCCUCCAGCUCCCGGUGAUUCAGCCUGAAUUGAUUUUCUCAUCGUCCUUUACCUGGUGCCGGGAAGGAGGGACCGUCCCCGCGCACCCACGUCCCACCCGGGGUGGAUGCUUCUCCUCCGGGACAGGCUCCCGGGGGAAGUUUGCAGCCAGGAGCAGCCGCACAGAGGCUGAGGCUCUGUUGGAGAGCCCCGGGGACACGCUCAGAGCCCUCCGAAGGAAGCCAUGGCCGAUAGCCAGAUGCCCUUCUCCUGCCAUUAUCCCGGCAGGCGCAGCCUCCGCGACCCUUUCCGGGAGCCCGGCCUGACCUCGCGCCUGCUGGACGAUGACUUCGGCUUGUCGCCCUUCCCCGGGGAUCUGACGGCGGACUGGCCCGACUGGGCUCGGCCCCGGCUCACCACCACCUGGCCGGGCCCCCUGCGCUCCGGCCUCGGCCGCACCCCCCCCAUGGCCCCCGCCUACGGCACCCACUUCGGGGGGUACCCCGAGAGCCGCAGCCCCGCGCCCUUCCCCCGAGAGCCCUGGAAGGUGUGUGUCAACGUGCACAGCUUCAAACCCGAGGAGCUGACCGUCAAGACCAAGGAUGGCUACGUCGAGGUGUCAGGCAAACACGAGGAGCAGCAGGUGGAAGGAGGGAUCGUCUCCAAGAACUUCACCAAGAAAAUCCAGCUGCCCUACGAGGUGGAUCCCAUCACGGUGUUCGCCUCCUUGUCCCCGGAGGGGCUGCUGAUCAUCGAGGCGCCCCAGAUCCCCCCCUACCAGCAGUACGGCGAGGGCAGCAGCGAGAUCCCCGUCGAGAGCCAGGAGGCCACCUGCACCUGAGCACCCCCGCGCCCCCUCCCCUGUCCCUUGUCCCCUUCCCCUUCCCGGUCCUGCCAGCCUCGGGUGACGGGUGCGGCUCCAGGGAUGGCAGCACCCGCCCCCCAGCUGAGCCGGGGCACUCAGCGCUGUCCCCCAGGGCUCGCAGCGCUCUGAGGUGCCGCUAGAGAUUGUGUGCCCGCGGGGCCGAGCAGAAAGGAUGUUCCUCCUCCUUAUGGUUGUUGUUUGUUCCGAGUCACUCGGAUGGGAUAUUUAUAACAGUAGCAAAAAAGGGCCUGUUUUUUUUUCUUUAAAAUUGACAUGGAAACCCGUAGCUCUUUGUCUUUUCCUCCUCCAUGAGUUUUUUUGUUUGUUUUUUUUUUUAAACUACAUCUCUGCGAAGGACACGUGUCCAGUGGCGUGGCCUCCAUCCUGAGAAAUGGUCUGCGUGCUUUGAACCUUGGUUUGGGGUUUUGGUGUUGGUUUUUUGUUGUUGUUUUUUUUCCUUAUUUCCAAAGAGAAUUUGUGCUUUUACUUGUCAGACCUGAGGAAUAAAACCCAGUUGAUGUUCUUA
Catharus ustulatus (Swainson's thrush) is the source of this 2046-nucleotide messenger RNA. It is a transcript of the gene HSPB8, whose product is annotated as heat shock protein family B (small) member 8. The record is from RefSeq and is a predicted model, not a curated record. Bases 900 to 1496 code for a protein of 198 amino acids. Gene Ontology annotation, molecular function: protein homodimerization activity. Lineage: Eukaryota; Metazoa; Chordata; Aves; Passeriformes; Turdidae. Gene Ontology annotation, cellular component: cytoplasm; nucleus; protein folding chaperone complex. Gene Ontology annotation, biological process: cellular response to unfolded protein. The transcript has 3 exons.